AGUAUCCUGAAGUUACAGAGGUUGUGGCUGUGGCUAUCGUUUGCGGUUAUCUUCGCGGAGCUCCUUCUGAGGCAUUCCGAACGAUUCCAAAGGGGAAGUUCUUGAACAGUCAUUUUCUACGAUACUGAAAUAUCCUAAAAAAGAAAAGGAAAUGUCGAACAUACAGAACUUUUUCAAACGUUAUCUGCCAGUAGUUAAGGCCGACGAGGGUGAGGAGGAAGAACUGGUGGAUCCGCAAACAGUACUCCGCGAGGAAUGCAGUCAGGAAACAAAAUGCGCCAAUUUUAAAGAGAAGUUAAACACGUGCAAUGAUCGUGUUAAUUCAAGAAGCAACACAGAGGAAACUUGUCUAGAAGAGAUUCUCGAUUAUGUGCAAUGCGUUGACCAUUGCGUUGCAAAGACUUUGUUCAGUAAACUUAAAUAAUUUUAUUCAAUAUUCCGUAAAGAGCCAGCUUGUUAUUUGCAAUGUUAAAGCUGAAGAUUUCUCUCAAGCAUUGUACAUAUAUAAUCGUAUACUAGCAAUAAAAGAUUAACUUAUUAUAGAUGGAAA
Molecule: messenger RNA, 550 nt
Organism: Monomorium pharaonis (pharaoh ant)
Lineage: Eukaryota; Metazoa; Arthropoda; Insecta; Hymenoptera; Formicidae
Gene: UQCR-11
Product: cytochrome b-c1 complex subunit 6, mitochondrial
Exons: 2
Coding region: 152-424 (90 amino acids)
Biological process (GO): mitochondrial electron transport, ubiquinol to cytochrome c
Source: RefSeq, a predicted model, not a curated record